Messenger RNA from Pelagomonas calceolata, 1127 nucleotides. The record is from the annotation of a GenBank genome assembly. NCBI's taxonomy places the organism in Eukaryota, Pelagophyceae, Pelagomonadales, Pelagomonadaceae.
CUUCUAACGCUGUUUUCCUUUAUAAUUAGUCCUCCGGGACCUCGAGUUACGGGUUUUUACUCGACGCGUACGUAAAUCGUUUUGAGGCGCCUGGGUGUCGCAGGGUCAAACAGAUUGACAGCAGUCUACGAAGCAGAAGUGCCGACUCGGCGCCUGCCGACUUUCUAGGAUAAAACGCGUUUGAAAACCGAGCUCUCAGGCAGCUCAGUAGCCAAACACGCUCCCCUAGCCGUAAGCGCCGUAAACCGCAGCACUCAUGCACCGCAGUUUAGUCGUGGGCGUCCUCCUUGGGGCGGACGCGCUGCGGCCGGCGCCGCGCCGCCGCGUCGCGCCGCGGCCGCAGAGCGUCGCGACGGCCGACGCGCAGGACGAAAUCAUGGCGACGAUCGGCGCCGCCUGGGAGACGGCGCCGAACACGCGGGACUUCGACGUCACGCUGGAGCACCGGGCGCCGCCGGUGCUCAAAAUACAAAACUUCUUGAGCGACGCGGAGUGCGCCCAAAUCAUCGAGGCGGCCCGCGGCGACGACGUCGAGGUCUGCGAGGAGUACCUGAACCACCGCGUGAACGAGGACGGCGCCGUCGCUACGUCAGGCUACUCGGAAGAGCAGGCCCAGGAGGCCCUCGAGUGGUCGGACGGGGCGACGUCCGGCCUGCGCGUGCGGAUGCCCUCCGACAUCCUGGACCUCGUCGCGCCGAAGGCGUUGAGUUUGUUGGGCCUGAGCCACCGGAACUACCGCUUCAAGGAGGAGCUGUACUACCGCCCGGACCGCGCCACGGUCAUCGUGCGGGACGCGACGGUCGUGCGGUACCGCGAGGGCGAGGGCGUCGCGCCGCACGUCGACGGCAAGGACGCGACGCUCCUCGUGUACCUGAACACGUGCCGCGGCGGCGGCCACACGGUCUUCCCCGAGGACGGCCUCGCGUUCCCGCCGCGACAGGGCGGCGCGCUGCUCUACGACUCGCGGCUCGACCUGCUGCACUACGCGGCGCCCGUGCACGCGGGCCACGAGAAGUGGAUCCUCCAGCUGCUCAUCGACCACCGCCUGCCGCCGGGCCACGAGCACAUGCCGCUCGUCGACUGGGACACGGGGGCGAUCAUUCCUGGGUAAGCGACUCGAUACAGAA